CCCGGUCAUAUGUGCGUACUUUGUGAUCUAAAGUGUUACAGUUUAAAGCGAAAUACAUCUCAUACAGCCUGUUUAUGUAAUUGCGCAACAUAUGUCGCUAAGUCGGGUUUCCCUCGGACGAGGUGUGGUGCUGUCACGCACCAACCUUAAUCUAAGUGGAGGCCUCGCAAUGGCCAUGAAAUUUCCUGUGGCGAGUCACAUCGAUUCCGGACGUCGGACGAUCUUUGGUAAGAAGGACAAUUUGGAACAUGGAAUCACGUUUCGGAUACCGACCAAAGACAACACGACCGUAAGCAAACGAAAGGACGCGUUCAAAAUUCAGAGCGAUAAGGCGCGCGAUAAGCAGGCUUUCCUUGAAGUUAUUGAAAGAUUUAAAGUAGCCAAUCCUUCUCGAAAAGGACACGUCGAAUUCAUUACAGUAGCUUUAGACCACAUGGAAGAAUAUCAGGUUGUAUCGGAUUUGGACGUAUUCUAUGAGCUUAUGGAUCUCUUUCCCAAACACAAGAUGCUCCCGGAAACUCUUAUCCAGGCAGCACUCUAUCAUUUUCCGCGGCAUCAGGAGGCAGGUUUAGCGAUCCUUGAGAAAAUGGAGGUUGGCGGAGUGAUGCCUGAUAGGACUAUCAGAAAUCUAGUCCUGGAUACUUUUGGCUCCGAAUCACAUGUAUUCAAAAAACUUUGUCGUUUGAUGUACUGGGUGCCGAAGUUCAAGAAUGCAUCACCUUACCCCCUGCCGAAGCCAGUUCCGCGUGAUCCUCGGUUAUUGGCUCGUCUCGCCAUUGAGCGCAUUACUGGGGUUGAUCUUGAGACAGAGGUCGUGGACCUUCAUGCUGAUGAUGUGCCUGAUUCAAUCGAUAAGACCUGGAUAAUUUCUGGACAAAGUCCAAAGCAACAAGAACUUCUUGCCCAAGAGACCGGAAAGGUACCCUUACGGAUAGAAGGCCCGCAGCGAGUUUGGUUGAGGGAUGCGCUCAUCAGUUACUUCUGUCUCGUGGGAAAUCCACGGGAAAAACCCGAAAUUCGUAUCAAUACAGAUGACGUGUCAAACUUGAAGUUAUUGUUCUUUGGUGAGAAAGCCGAACCCUCGCAGGAUCUUUCAUUACUUCCUACUGUUCACGAGCAGUCCGAUUCUACUAUAUUCGCGGUUUGCUCCACCGGGACAUCAUCCAGAGAUUCGUUGCUUUCAUGGCUACGGUUGCUCCAGAAGACAAACCCAUGUCUAGAAACACUUCCUGUCGUAUUUCAGCUCUUGGCACCCACAAACGCACUGACUACCAUCGGAAAGGGGUCUACCAAUGAGAGAGGAUUCGAAAGGGAUUGCGGAACCGAACAUUUAGUGGGAAAGAGCGAUCUGGAUUUAUGGGAUACAUUUGUAAAUACAGAACAGAUAAAAAAUAAGCAGGAAGAAUUAGUUAGUAGUGAUAGUAAUACUACAAAAACAUAAUAGCAAUGUUUUAUUUUCAUUGAAGGUAGUCCAGAGUCGUCUGGGAAUCAUAUAGUCAAGUUGUCAUAAGUUAAUAAUUUGCUUUUUUCGGCUUGUUAGCGGGAUCCUAUACCUGCUGUAAAACAAAUUUAUAUUAACACAUAUAUACAUGUGUACACAUAUUCUUGCGAAAAAAAGGGUAUGUGCUGGGUUACUAGCUGCUAAAGCAUGAGGAGAAAUAUAGUCAUAUUGACAUAUUUCGAGCUAGAGAUGGCUAGGAAAUACGGUCAGACCGCCUCAACGAACAUAAUUUUAUUUUAAUUACUCAGCGUAUACAAAUAUUUAUGUUUGGAAUAAAAAGGUUGUCGCUUCUGGUAUUCAGACUAUAUGGCACGUCGUUUUUCUAUAGUUGUUGUCAACUGGCGAUCGAAGCAUAUGACUUAUAGUACAGCACUUACAUUUCCAAAUGUUUCGGCUCUAAAUAAGUAAUAUAUGAAAAGAAGCGUACAUGCAUUUCGGAGCACAAAUAAGUAUUGUAGCAGGUUAUAAAGAAAAGCACAGGCAUUUUCUAUUGGGAGGUCUCCUAUCCAUUCGGUCUCGUUGGCCAGACAGGUGCUAUCGAAGUACAUAGAGUUUCCAAUUAUUAUGGGCUGUUUUUUAUAUUUACCUAUGUAUGAAUGAUCUGAGAACCCGUGUACUACAACCGGCAAGUUCUAGUACAAUUUUAGUGGUAAAGUCAAACGUAAAAGAAGAGGGUUUGUUAAAUGGGUCCAUGAUAAGCAUCGAACAAAUAAGCUCAAUUAUAUUUGUGUCCUAAAACCGCUGUGAACUGCUAUUAGCUAUUAUUUUAGGAUCACCAAAUUUAUAGAGCCAUGAUUUUUCGAAUUUUGUAUUUAUCUCUCGACCACUAUAAAACAUUACUGAGUCCGGUUGCUGAGUUAGCGCUGUCACUCACAGAACGUUUUUUAUCUUUAGACAAAAAAACUGCUAUUUCCGCCCACUCGUACACUCUGUAAAGACGCACAUUGUCACCCCCCUAUCCACGUAUCACCGUCUAUUGCAACGUUGCCCAAAAGCGAUAUCUGUUACUUUUCAUUUUUCCCUCAGUAUCUACUCGUGUUUUAACGACUGAAUU
Molecule: messenger RNA, 2555 nt
Organism: Varroa destructor (honeybee mite)
Lineage: Eukaryota; Metazoa; Arthropoda; Arachnida; Mesostigmata; Varroidae
Gene: ECSIT
Product: evolutionarily conserved signaling intermediate in Toll pathway, mitochondrial
Biological process (GO): innate immune response; cell surface receptor protein serine/threonine kinase signaling pathway
Cellular component (GO): mitochondrion
Source: RefSeq, a predicted model, not a curated record